AUGUACCGCCGGAGUAGCACCAAGGGGCUCCAUCGGCGCAAAUCAACAUCAUCAGUUCACAGCAAGCAUGAAUCCAUGGAUCCCGAGCUUGCCCGCCAGCAGGCAUAUAGAGCAGCAACGUUAGCAUUCGCCCGAGCCCAGGAGAGGAAGAGCGCUGAUGUGGGCCACAGCGGCGGCGGUCUCUCGAGAAACAACACCAGCAAAUCCAAGCAACUUGAUCGUCAUCCUCCUCAGCCGCCAUCAACACAGCAGGCCAAUACUAUGGAGGCCAAUACUACCGACAAUGCUGAGAGGCCGGUCAUCAGACGACAGCACAGUGUGCGUUUCGUUGGACCUACAGGUAUAUCGAGAAGUCAGUCACUUGGGACGAGAGCAGCGCAGAAUCCUGUUCAGAGGAAGUUGAGUAACGCAACGCUCAGACCGGUGGCCAUGACAACAGAUGCUCCGGUACCAGCGGCGUAUCGGCCUCCCAGUCGUUCGUCCUCCAUUGGCAAGGCUUCGAUGCGAGGUGGAACAGCUGAGCAGUAUGUCACUGGGGAUGCCUUUGACGAAUACUACACUCGCGAAGACGACGUUGCGUCAACGCCCUCCUCCUACCGCCGUAUCCGGCGAUCGAAGUCCAUGUUCAGCCCACUCAAAGCAGUUCCAGAUGUCUUCUACACGAACGGCACUCCCGAUAGACGAGACAGCUCGCACCCCCGAGCAGGAAACUCGCAGACGUCUUCCACCCAGCCAAAGCACUCUGCUCUUAGAGCUCCCAGGUCAAUGAGUUUUCUGCGAGGGAGGCGUGACCACACCCAAUCAGAACGGAACGACAACGCUGUCCAGCUCGCCCGGGAUCGGUUCUUUCGUGACGCCGAGCAGCAACGGCUCAGAGAGCAGCCUUCCUUUCUCUUUCGAUCGAAAAGCCAGGCACAAGAGAAACCGUUUCGAAAGUCCGUGCGUACUAGCAGCGCAAACAGCUAUGGAGGCCCUGUCGCUUCAGCAAAUCAAUCAAUCGCCGCGAGAGAUUCUGGGUUGAAGGAUGUCGCCCGUAAAGCAUCUCGAAACCUCAAAAAUAAAUUUAAGCGGGUCUUUGGCAGAAGCAGCAAAGAUGAUGAGCCUGUGACCGUCCCAAAUCAGCAAGUAGAUGCGAGAGAGACACAUGUGCGUCAAUACAACGGCGAUCAUCCCAGCGACGAGCAGGAGUUCUUCUCCAACAUUCCUCAUCCCGAUGAAGGAUCUCUUUCGCGUGUGGCAUCGAGGCAGCCAACUAUCCAUCCCGCCAAUUCUAGCCAACAACUUCGAUCGAAUGCUGGCAGCAUCAAGAGUAUCAAGAGUGUUGAGAGCGACGACAAGUCUCGAGUAACGAGCUGGAGUACAAGUGGGGCCAAUACAAUACCCAGUCAACCCGCGAAGUCUCUUUUGAGCAAAGAGCAGCUACAUCGGCUCUCUAUCAUCAAUGAAGUGGGAUCUCAUGUUCCUUCAUUAUCCUUCAGUCGUACAAGGAAGAACCAGCCUUCUGCGUACCCGUCCGUCGUCCACCGACCAAGCAAGAGAACCGGUGAUGAUCAGGCCCCAGGACCUGGUUAUGUCGACAGCGCCCGAGUUUACUCGGCACUGAUGAAGCGCAUUGACGAGAACAGCCCGACGUCCAAGCUGAAGGCUGCACAGAAGCCCAACUUUGAGAGUUUCUCCAUGUCAGUCCGUUGCGGAGAUCCGAAAGCCGACCGGACGCCAGUCACUAUCCGCCAGGUUCCUCCAAGUUCUCGCAAUACAAGCAACAGUGAAAGCGUGGACAUCCGUCCAGGGGAUCAAUCUCAGCUUUAUGAUGCUUAUAACCAUACUGGACCUUACACCCAGCAGUGGGUGACGGCUGAAAAUCUUCAAGUACACCGUCAUGUAGACGAUGUUUUCUCGCCGAAAGAUACCUUUAACAACAAGGAGAACGUCCCAAUCAGUCAGCCACAGAGUAAGAAUAUUCCAAAUACAACACCAGCAGGCCUGUCUCACCGGAGAGGCUCUAAAGCAUCCUUCCAUACUGUCCCCGACGCUGGUCGUACGCCACAAGAAAUCGCCAAGCAGAAUGAGCCGGUCAUCCAGCAUCCCAAGGGUAUUCGUGAGUCACGGUCGGCUUUCUUCGGUGGCGGUGGUAGCUACACCAUUCCUCGCACAGCAAGCCCAUUCCGACGUGCUAUGACCGAGAGCGACUACAAUCCUGUUGCCUUGUCUGGGAAUGUACCUCUUUCCCACCACUUUGCGGCUCCAAUGUUGAAUCCGCUCUACCUUGCACCAGAGAGCUCUACCUCCGCAGAGACCGUCAUCAAUGUCGCGCAGGGCCCCGACGAUGCAUAUAGCGAGAGUAUCUACUCGAGAACUACUAGCGGUCAGACCCCAGUGCCGGCGAAGAGGUCCAUCUCACUUGUUCUGCAACACGAUGUCCCAGACAUGCAAUUUUUCGGCGGAGCGGGUCCUGGAGAUGUUGUGAUCCUUGACCGAACCACAUAUCGCCCGACGAUGCCCAGUGGUGCUGGUCAUCGUGCCACCUCGUCUGCAGGGUCUAGUGAGUGGAAGAGAUGGAUGUCUUCGGAAGUUGCUAAGCUCGAAAGAGUCAAGGAGAAUACGAACACUUCAUAUGUCAACUAUGCGCUCCCGACCAUGCCCAAGUCAUUCCACAGAGGACACGUCCGAGAAGCUGCGCAGAUCAACGACGAUGACGACGACGAGAUGGAUUUUGCUUCGGUCGCUCCAAAGAAACUUGUUGCUGUCAAGCAGCCAUUGGGCGUCGUACAGCAACAGAGCUCAAACAUACCACCAGCUGCUCCCAUACUGAAGCCUAUUUUGAAGAAAAGAUCGACCAUCUCUCUCGUCGAACCGGUACCAGCCAUCCUCCCAACAAACACGAUUCUCAGUGCACCUCCGCCACCCCCUCCCCCUCCCCCACCUCCACUACCUCCCAUCUCACAACGCUCUCCAAUCCGCCAUAUGCAGUCCAAGUCCUCCCUCCGCUCCGUCAGCACAGUCAACACCGUUCGUACUGGCGGCACAGCUAGCUACAGCGCGCCAAAGGAAGCCAUUCAACUCUCGAGUAUGAGCGGUCGCAACUUGCUGCAUAAACGCAACCCCUCGCAGUCUACGCUGAGAAGUACGAGGAGCAGUAUCAAGAGUUUUGAGACGCCGGCGAAAUUGGUCAAGAGGCACGGACGUCCAGCAGGAACCGCGACUGCGCAGAGUAGUCCUGGCAGUGGACUGGUGGGUGCUGUAGAGCGGCAAUUUGGGAGUACGAGUACGAACUCGAGAUACAAAACACCGGGUCCUGGGACGGCGAGAUCUACAGGUGCGAGCGGUGGGAGCGGGGACGGUAAGGUGGAAGAGGAUAUCUAUGGCGUUGAGGGCACGGGGUUAAUGGGUCCGAAUGGGGACGGGAAGACAUGGAGUGUGAGUCAGAGCGGGAAUGAGAGGUUCAGUACUAGUGAGGGGGAGGCGCAAGCGAAGGGGAGUAAGCUGAUGGUUGAUAUGUUUCUGAGUUCGAGGAGGAGGAGGAUGAUUAGCGAGAGUGAGCAGGGUCGUGUCUUUCUUUGA
Drepanopeziza brunnea f. sp. 'multigermtubi' MB_m1 is the source of this 3561-nucleotide messenger RNA. RefSeq lists its product as uncharacterized. Lineage: Eukaryota; Fungi; Ascomycota; Leotiomycetes; Helotiales; Drepanopezizaceae. The record is from RefSeq and is a predicted model, not a curated record.